Messenger RNA from Ostreobium quekettii, 357 nucleotides. The record is from the annotation of a GenBank genome assembly. Lineage: Eukaryota; Viridiplantae; Chlorophyta; Ulvophyceae; Bryopsidales; Ostreobiaceae.
GAAGAGGACGCCAACCCACUGGCCCGCCUGUCGGGAGUGUUGUCCCAAUACCAAGAGGUGGGUGCCGCCGCCGGCCCUGGCGGCUUGGACAAUGUUGUGAUAUUUGUGCCGCUUCUGCUGUCGCUGCGUGCAAAGGGCCGGUGCAGAGUGGCGGGGGACGAGCGAUGCGUGGUGAACAUCGAUUCGAUCGUCGUGGAGAUCCCAGGCAAAGAGUUCAAUGUGGACAUUCCCAACGACGGCUCCGGCUUUGUGGACUACCUGUACCUGGACGAAGACCUCAGGAUCGUCAAGGGCAACAGGGGUGGCUACUACGUGGGUGUCAAGGAAGCGCCUCGGAAAGGGUUCCUUCCAUGGUGA